Melanaphis sacchari is the source of this 2376-nucleotide messenger RNA. Its product is annotated as uveal autoantigen with coiled-coil domains and ankyrin repeats protein-like. The record is from RefSeq and is a predicted model, not a curated record. Lineage: Eukaryota; Metazoa; Arthropoda; Insecta; Hemiptera; Aphididae.
AUGGAUUUUGAAAAAGAAGAAAAUGAAUAUAUUCCUAUUUGGGAAGAAUCACCAGAAGUAUACUAUGAUCCUGUGAUACUUGAGCAAGAGUUGGAUAAAAUCAAAAAAGAAUUCGAUGAACUUAAAUAUAAUUGCUCCGAAAUUAAUAAAGAAAAUGAAGUGUUAAAAACAGAAAUAAAAACAAAGGAAAAAGAAAAAAUAGAUUUAAAUAAUUUACAUAAAGGAAAUAUAGUUAAACUAUCAUUAUAUCAAAAAAAAAUUAUGACACUAAAUGAAACUAUCAAAAAGCUUAAUUUUGAUAAAAAAAAUUUAUUAAUGGUCGUAAAGUUGUUGAAAGAAAAACGUGUAGAAAUGGAUAAAAAAUAUAAAGACACAACGGAUAGUUAUACGACUUUAAUGAUUACAAACAAAGAACUAGAAAAAAUUAAUGAACAAUUUAAGUUGGAGCAAAAACAAGACCUUAAGAUUAAAGAUCGAAUAAAAGCUGAAAAUGAUAAAAUAAAGGCUAAGAUUGAUGAACUUCAAAUUCAGAAUAAAGGAUUUAAAACACAAAUAAAUCACCAGGCAGACGAAUUACGUUCUAAAGAAAUAACAAUUACAGGAAUGACAAGAGAAAAUAAAAUAUUAGCGUCUAAUAUUGAAACCGCUUUGAUAAAAUUAAGUGAUUUUGAAAAAAGUGUCAAAUUUCUCGAGAAAAAAAUAAAAACUAUGAAUAAAGAGUGUUUAGAAUCAAGAACUAAGUAUAAGGGCCUACUAUAUGAAAAUAAUGCUUUAAAAUCAAAAUUGAAUGAUUCAGAAGAAUUAAUAAUAACAAUGGAAGAAAUGAAAACCAAUGAGCGUUCGAUGAAAAAACAAGUGAAUAAAUUUAAACGAAUGUUAGCAGAAGAGCAAAUGGAGAAUAAGAAAUUAAUAGAAAUUACUCAUCAAUUGGAGAAACAAAAAACAAAGUAUAUAUACACAGGAGAGGAUUUAACAUUAGUAAAGCGUAAAUUAGCAGAAUGCAUGGAUAAGAAUCUUGAUUUGACAAUUAGAUUUAGUAACCUUGAUUGUCCUUUCUACCAAUCAAAAUAUGGUAAAAUUGAAGAUAAGGAACCGAAAAUAAAAUGCGGAUCGUUGAAAGAAAGACACUACGAAAAUAAAAUAUUUGCUUUAGAACAAGUAAUCAAAACAUUACAUUUAAAAAUAAAAAGUCAAGAUGAAAAACAACUUAAAUAUCGAGAAGUAGUGAUUAAAAAUAUUUAUAAUACAAAAGCGAUUGAAAAAAAAUUAAAAUUGUCGAACGAAUUGCUUGAAAAACAAAAAUAUCAAAUAAUAUAUGAUGAAAUAGAUACUUUGUCUAAAGAAUCUAAAAUUCAAAACCUUAAGAUUCAAAACGACAAUUAUGAUCAUCAAUGUAAACUACUAAAUAGACAAUCAACUUUGCUAUGUAAAAAAAUAAAAGAUUAUAAUUUGAAAAUAGAAUCUAUGAAAAAAGAAUCUACGAGAGCAAAUAAGAUACUUAAAGAUGCGGAACAAAAAAAUGACGAAUUACUAUAUAAAACUGAACAGUUAAAAAAAUGCACAGAAAAUAUUGAAACGCAGUUACUAAAUAAUGAUAAAUGUAAAAAACUACAGCAAUCUGAAGUAGACAAAAUGAGAUAUUCUAUUGAAGAGUUCCAGAAAAAAUUCCAUAAAAUUCAAGAAGAAUUGAAUAUUACUAAUCAAAAAAAUCAUGAAUUGACAAACUCAAUUACACAUUUUCAGACCCAAAGUGAAUUUAAUCACAAAGUUCAGUCAAAGAAUAUUAACGAUGCAAAAUGUCAAAUAAAACAAUUAUUAAUUCAGAAUAAAUUAUUAACAUUUGAAAACAAAUGUCUAUCGAAGUUUAAGGAUGAUAAUGAGCUAUUAAAAUUCAAUUUAAGGAAUGAAGAACAGAGAUUAGCAUACUCUCAAAAAAGAUUUAAUGAAUUAUUUAACGAAAAAGAAAGCCAGAUAAAUACAAUGAGAAUACCUGAAAUUGUAAUCCCAGAUUUUAAAGAAAGUCGGCGUAUAAAAUAUAUAUCUUUAACUUUAUAUGUUUGCCCUAUUGUGCCCUUGGGCUCAGCCAAACCCUCAAAUCUUAAGACAAUUCAAGCGUUCCAGUCCAUUUUCCUCCGCAUGGUCGCUAAAGCCCCAUGGUACGUCACAAACGCCGCUUUACAUGAAGUCCUCAAAGUUCCUUCUAUUAAUCAGACUGCAGCCAUCUUCUAUCAAAGACUCCACUUCAAAAUGCAAGGCCGCACAAACCAACUGAUAUCACAACUACAUACAAAAUAUCUUCUAGGUAACCCUACCCAUCCGACGCCUAAACCGCAACUGGCCCAAAAACCUUCUCAAUUAAUCGAUAUACUAAUUUAA